AUGCAACUAUCGCCUACACCGUACAUAAGUGUGCAGCUUAAAUACGGCUGUGGAGAUCCUAACUGUACCAAUAAUCACUGCAGAUCCUCAAAGUCUUUCUCCCAUAUGCUCCCUGACGACUCUGGAGAUAGUAAAUGGGCAUCGCAGCUAGCCAAGCAGAUCACAGCCCAACACGGAGACGCGGCUGUUUGUCCAUUAACUAUCUCGAGAAUUCUGUCUCUCUGGCUAAAGGGUGUCGAUUUGCUCCCAAAUGCAACACGUCUCCCGUUGGGUCACUUUCUUUGGAAGUACGGCAAUCCAUCACAGUUCAGCCCAGAUCAGGGUCUCCAGGACUUUAUAAAUAAGUUAGACAGGCUUAAGCUCGUACAGCUCGAGUCUUGCAUUCCCUUUGAAUUUCUGACCAUUAUGCUUAGGAAUCAGCUUGUUAGCUUUGACGGGCUUUCUAGCUUUUUAUUCCAUAACUUUACGCUUCCUCAGGCUAUCCUAGCUAUUCAUGCGUUUUUCGAGACAAUCUUUUCCGUCGAGGAACAGCGCGCCCUGGCUGCUGGCGGCCAGUCUAAGUUCCAGGACAGCUCCAUAACAGGCACUGCAGUGAUGGAAGUGUGUGGUCCCGGGAUGGACCUGAUUCAAACGUUUUGUGAGUGCGUUGAAUCCUUUACCAGUAUCCUUGAGGCAAGCCCUGAUUGUAUUACUUCGAACGAUAAAGCCAUAGACGCUAUAAUUCUUUUGAUGACACUCCCAGAGAAACUAUUGUGCGGCCGGCAGCAUCUCUUUUUAUCUCUCUGUGAUCUAGUUGUACACCUUCCGCCGGACACUCUCCAGGUUCUACGUUUAGGACUGGAGAGUUUUUGUACCGUGUUCCAGGCAGAGCUUAGUCACUACGUUAGCACAGCAGAGCAGCUAGCAGUCCUGCAGAACAGUAGCAUUUUCAGCCCUAAGCUCUUACUAGAGCGUCUGGUUAAGAUCUCCAAGAAUUACUUAUCGCGUCUUCUCCUCGUGAAGGAGGUCCCGAACAAGAGGGUCACCAUUUUAGACCUAAAGGACAACGGCGAUAGUAUAUACCAGGUUCUGCACAUGAUCUCUAUCCUACACGCACUCAAUCUUCCCUUCUCGUAUGACACCACUGUACUCUCCGCUGAUACGGUAAAGUCCGAAGAGCAGCUGAACCUUCUUGCAGAAACAGCGGGUGACCGAGUGGACGAUCGCCCAGAGGUAAAGACACGCUUUAUUCCAGAGAGCCUUUUCAUGCUAGAGUACAUUAACUCCCGGAGCUACCUCUUUGCCAUGGAUGCAAAGUACUGGCUAAUGCAUUACAAAGAGAUAAACAACUUGGACAAUGCUUCUACCACCUUUCUUUACUCUAGAGAGCAGGUGCAGCAUCUCUCCUCCUUAGCCUUUCUGAUCUAUGAUGAUGAACUUAGUCGUACAAAGGUAAGCAGUCUUUUGGCUCUAGAUAACUCCUUAUGCAAGCUUUCACUAACUCCUGACGAUCUGAGCACUGAAGAGAUCAAGUAUCAGGGCCCCAUCACGCAGCUGAACUUCAUGGAGUUGGCAGCAAACAUGCCUCCCUCCUUCAGGACCCAGAUGUCAACCAUCAAAGACAUUCCUUUUUCUGCUGUCAACUUCACCUUCUUAAGUUAUCCAUUUCUCCUCGACCCCAUGAUCAAGGUCCAGAUCCUUUGUGCAGAGUGCUGCUAUGAAAACUUAUUCAAUAUGGGAACCGUCAUAUAUCCAAACAGAUUUAACAUUUUCUAUGAUACACUAGAUCACAUCAUAGGCCACUCGCCCGAAGAUGAGCACGGCUGGCGGAGUAUCUCCAACAGAAGCUUUCUGCGUAAGCCUCUGCGCAUCACCUUUGACUGGGAGGACGGCAUCGAUCAGGGUGGCCCACGGACAGAAUUCUUCAACCUCAUCUGCGAUGAGAUGUUUUCAAAAGCCCUGGACUUGUUUGAAGAGAACCAGGAGACGCACAGCUUCUACUUUAAUCGUAAGAACGGAACGGUUGCAGAAGGGAGCGAGCAGUGGAUCAAGUUAUCGAAGAACUACUGCUUUGCCGGCAUGAUACUGGGGAUGUGCUUGCUCAAUAGGGUUAACAUAACCAACCACUUCCCGCGCGUGCUCUACAGAAAGUUAUUGGGCUACAAAGGGGUGUUUGAGGACCUAGAGAACUAUGAUCUUACAAUAUACAAAGGCUUGUGCAAUCUUUACAAUUAUGCAGCACAAUUGAGAGAGGGAAGCAAUCUUCCGUCGAUAAAGGAUACGUUUUGUUUGACUUUCACGGCUUUAGGACCGAACGGAGAAGACGUUCCCUUGAUAGAGGGUGGCCAGGAGAUAUAUGUAGACGAGCACAAUGUUGAAGGGUAUAUCAAGGCAUAUGCAAAUUACAUUCUCAACGACUCUGUGUCUAGGCAGUUUGAAGACUUUGCAGAUGGCUUCCAUCUUCUUGUUCGCUCCAGGUCCCUCACGCUCUUCACGCCUGCAGACCUUGAGAUUGCUCUGUGUGGAGAGCCCAACCUGGACUUCAUCGCGUUGAAGAACAACACAAAGUAUGAUGAGCCUCUCUCGCCAACACACCCGCUUAUUAUAUGGUUCUGGGAUAUUGUUCUCAAUGUCAUGACUCAGGAUCAGCGCAAAGCGUUGCUUAAGUUUGUCUGUGGAAGCGCGCGUGCUCCCGUCGGUGGGCUCAGUAGGCUGCGCUUUAAAAUUACCCUUAAUGGAGAUAACGAUCAGUUCCUUCCUACAUCACAUACCUGCUUUGGCAUUUUGAUGCUUCCGAAUUACAGUCUGAAAGAAAUACUACAAGAACGAUUGUUCAAGGCAAUUCAGUAUGACGAGGGCUUUGGCUUAAAGUAA
Giardia duodenalis is the source of this 2853-nucleotide messenger RNA. RefSeq names its product Ubiquitin-protein ligase E3A. NCBI's taxonomy places the organism in Eukaryota, Fornicata, Diplomonadida, Hexamitidae. Gene Ontology annotation, biological process: protein polyubiquitination. The record is from RefSeq and is a predicted model, not a curated record. The coding region runs from base 1 to 2853 and encodes 950 amino acids. Gene Ontology annotation, molecular function: ubiquitin protein ligase activity. The transcript has a single exon.